UUUACGGCAGCCGUAAAGCAAUGGAGCAGAUGACAAUAAUGAUAGGAGAUAACUGAGCACUGUAACGCUACUCCACAAGAAUCUGCUCCCCCGCUGCCUCCCCGACGCGGUUGAAUCCCGAUCGAGUCGUAACGUUUCCAAACACGCCGAACUCUCCGUCGCCGUCACGUCCCGGUAAAGCGCCCCCCCCGUCCCCCACUCUGCGUCCCCGCGGCGAGGCGAGCGAAGCGACGGGAGAGCCAGUGGAAGAGGAAUCGCUUUUAGCCAGUCAUUGCCAUGGCCUCCGAAGGCGGCGAGAGCAACAUGGACCGAGAAAUGAUUCUGGCCGACUUUCAGGCUUGCACUGGAAUUGACAACAUUGCAGAGGCAAUCACCCUGUUAGAGCUUAAUAACUGGGAUUUAGUGGCAGCCAUCAAUGGAGUGAUACCACAGGAGAAUGGGAUUUUACAAAGCAACUUCCCCAGUGAGGCGAGCCAGGCCAGCGCGUUCGGCCCUCCCAGCCAAUCGGAAGCAGCCGAUGCGGCGGUGGCGGCGGGCGGCGCAGCUCCUCCCCCCGCCUCCUCCUCAUCCUCGUCCUCCUCUCCGGCAUCGUCCUCAGCGUCAGCGUUUUGCCCCGUCAACCCCUCCUCCCGACACAUUGUAGAGCGCCAGCCCCGGAUGCUCAACUUCCGGGUGGAGUACCGGCAGCGCACCAUCGAGCUGGUGCUGGAGGAAGGCAGCACAGUCGGAGAAAUCAAAACAAUCCUGGAGGCAGAUCUUGGGAUUCCAGUUUCCAAAAUGCAGCUGAAGGGAUGGAAGAGCGGAGAUGUGUCCGAUAGUACGGUGAUGAGAAGUUUACACUUGCCCAAGAACAACAGCCUGUACGUCCUGACUCCAGAAAUCGCCCCCACUGCCAGCACCAGCAAAAACAGUGAUCUCCAAGAUUCGUUAAAUCAGAACUUCCUGUUGGUCAUCAGCCACCGCGAGGCCCAGAGGGACUACAGUCUCAACUUCCCCGGCUCCAGAACCAUACAGGAGGUGAAGAGGAACAUUUCUGACCUCACCAACAUCCCGGUCCGACAUCAGCAGUGGGAUGGGUGGCCCGCGUCAGCGUCUGAUGACUCUAUGACGCUAGCUGUGUCUGGGAUCAGCUACCCUUGCCAUCACCUCAGUGUUUGCCGAAGGUCCUCACCAGCCAAUUCCCAGGAACCCACAGAAGAGUGCGCAGAUGUCCAUAUGGUCAGCGACAGUGAGGGGGAUGAUUUUGAGGAUGCGUCAGAGUUUGGCGUGGACGACUCUGAGAUGUUUGGAAUGGGUUCUUCUACCUGUCGGAAAUCACCGAUGAUGCCAGAGAAUAGUGAGAACGAAGCUGAUGCCUUACUGCACUUUACUGCCGAAUUUUCCUCAAGAUAUGGAGAAACCCACCCGAUGUUCUUCAUCGGGUCCUUGGAGGCGGCAUCUCAAGAGGCCUUCUAUGGCAAAGCCAGAGAUAGGAAGCUGCUGGCCAUCUACCUCCACAAUGAUGACAGCGUCCUCAGCAACGUCUUCUGCUCCCAGAUGAUGUGCGCGGACUCCAUUGUCGCCUACCUGAGCCAGAACUUCAUCACGUGGGCCUGGGAUGUCACUAAAGAAGCUAACAAAGCCAGACUACUCACCAUGUGCACGAGGCACUUUGGCAGUGUGGUGACACAGACCAUACGGACAUACAAGACAGACCAGUUCCCCCUGCUGCUGAUCGUCAUGGGCAAACGCACAUCCAACGAAGUUCUAAAUGUUAUUCAAGGUAAUUCGACAGUGGACGAGCUGAUGAUGAGGUUAAUGGGAGCAAUGGAAAUCUUCACAGCACAACAACAAGAGGACAUCAAAGAUGAGGACGAGCGCGAGGCCAGAGAAACGGUGAAGAGGGAACAGGACGAGGCCUACCGCGUGUCUCUAGAGGCCGACCGUAAAAAGAGAGAAGCACAAGAGAAAGAGGAGGCCGAGCAGGUCCGCCUGGAACGGAUGAGAAAGGAGCAGGAGGACGAGAAGGAGGCCAUCCGCCUGUCGUUGGAGCAGACCCUACCAGCGGAGCCGGACGAGGACUCAGCGGAGCAAAUCAGCAAACUGCGAGUCCGCACGCCAAGCGGCCAGUUCCUGGAAAGGCGCUUCCUCGGCAGCUGCAAGCUGCAGGUCCUCUUCGACUUUGUGGCCUCCAAGGGAUUCCCCUUCGAAGAGUUCAAGCUCCUCACCACCUUCCCUCGUAGAAAUAUCACGCAGUUGGACCCCGGGUCGACUCUGCUGGAGGCCAAGCUGUUCCCGCAGGAGACGCUCUUCCUGGAGGCCAAAGAAUAGGAAGCGGCCCUCCGACGGCUGAGAGGACCGACUGACUGAUGAACUGGCUGGACACACACUAGUCACCGAGCAUGGGCCCCACCAGUCCGGGCCUACACUACACACACACACACACACACA
Molecule: messenger RNA, 2430 nt
Organism: Gasterosteus aculeatus aculeatus (three-spined stickleback)
Lineage: Eukaryota; Metazoa; Chordata; Actinopteri; Perciformes; Gasterosteidae
Gene: faf1
Product: Fas (TNFRSF6) associated factor 1
Biological process (GO): ERAD pathway
Cellular component (GO): nucleus; endoplasmic reticulum
Molecular function (GO): NF-kappaB binding; ubiquitin binding
Source: RefSeq, a predicted model, not a curated record